GAUUCCUUCGCCACAGUCGGGUUCGAGCUAGUGGGGUAAGGUGCGUGUGAGGUCGUGUGCUGUUGCACGGCUCUGAAUUCAUAUACGAAACGAAGCGCAGCUCUCUGUGCUGCCGUGUGAUCUGCUGCUGGGAAUACGAAAAGCUACAACUGUAGAUACGCCGGCAUCGGUUUCCAACCAAACGAACCAACAAAGAUUGUGUUGAGACCGCCAAAAUGAUCAGCACCGAUGGAUACAACAACGUCGGCAUGAUGGCUGACGGGUACAUGGAGCAAGAGGAGGAAUGGGAAAGGGAAGGUCUUCUGGAUCCAGCUUGGGAGAAACAGCAAAAAAAGACGUUCACGGCAUGGUGUAACAGCCAUCUUCGCAAAGCCGGCACCGGCAUCGAUAACAUCGACGAAGAUUUCCGCAACGGGCUGAAACUGAUGCUUCUAUUGGAAGUCAUCUCUGGCGAAACCUUGCCUAAACCGGAUCGCGGAAAAAUGCGUUUCCACAAGAUCGCCAAUGUCAACAAGGCACUUGACUACAUCGCAAGCAAGGGCGUCAAAUUAGUCUCUAUUGGAGCAGAAGAAAUCGUCGAUGGAAACUUAAAGAUGACUCUUGGUAUGAUUUGGACAAUCAUUCUUCGAUUCGCCAUCCAGGACAUCUCCGUCGAGGAGAUGACCGCAAAGGAAGGAUUGCUCUUGUGGUGCCAGCGCAAAACCGCGCCCUACAAGAACGUCAACGUACAGAACUUCCAUUUGUCCUUUAAGGAUGGCCUGGCCUUCUGUGCUCUUAUUCACAGGCACCGACCCGACCUCAUUGAUUACAGCAAACUUUCCAAGGAUAAUCCAAUGGAAAAUCUCAACACUGCCUUCGACGUUGCCGAGAAAUACCUCGACAUUCCGAGAAUGUUGGAUCCUGAUGACUUGAUCAACACUCCUAAACCCGACGAACGCGCAAUCAUGACUUACGUGUCAUGCUACUACCAUGCGUUCCAAGGAGCGCAACAGGCUGAAACUGCAGCCAACAGGAUUUGCAAAGUCUUGAAAGUGAAUCAAGAGAACGAACGCCUCAUGGAGGAAUACGAACGACUCGCUAGCGACCUUUUGGAAUGGAUCCGUCGUACCAUGCCAUGGUUAGGAUCCCGCCAAACUGAUAACUCUUUAGCCGGUGUUCAGAAGAAGUUAGAAGAAUACCGCACUUACAGGCGCAAACAUAAACCACCACGUGUUGAGCAGAAAGCCAAGUUGGAGACCAACUUCAACACCUUGCAAACCAAACUCAGGUUGUCCAACAGGCCAGCUUACAUGCCUACCGAAGGAAAGAUGGUUUCCGAUAUUGCCAACGCAUGGAAAGGUUUGGAAGGAGCCGAGAAGAGCUUCGAGGAAUGGCUGCUUUCUGAGAUGAUGCGCUUGGAACGUCUGGAGCAUUUGGCUCAAAAGUUCAAGCAUAAAGCUGAUGCUCACGAGGAAUGGACCCGCGGAAAGGAGGAGAUGCUUCAAAGCCAAGAUUUCAGGCAAUGCCGUCUCAACGAACUCAAGGCUCUCAAAAAGAAGCACGAAGCUUUCGAGUCUGACCUGGCCGCCCAUCAAGAUCGUGUUGAGCAGAUCGCUGCUAUUGCUCAGGAACUUAAUACUCUUGAGUACCAUGAUAGCGUCAGCGUCAACGCUCGUUGUCAACGUAUCUGCGAUCAAUGGGACAGAUUGGGAGCUCUGACCCAGCGUCGUCGCCAAGCUCUGGAUGAUGCCGAGAGGAUUCUCGAGAAGAUCGACAUCUUACAUUUGGAAUUCGCCAAGCGCGCUGCUCCAUUUAAUAACUGGUUAGAUGGAACCCGCGAAGAUCUUGUGGAUAUUUUCAUUGUCCACACUGUUGAAGAAAUUCAAGGUCUCAUCGAUGCUCACUCUCACUUUAAGGCUACUCUUGGAGAGGCUGAUAAAGAGUUCCAGAGCAUUGUAGGUUUAGUGAGGGAAGUCGAAUCGAUCGUCAAACAACACCAAGUUCCUGGAGGAUUGGAGAAUCCUUACACUACUUUAACUGCCCAUGAUUUAACCAGGAAGUGGUCUGAUGUUAGGCAAUUGGUGCCACAAAGGGAUGCUACUCUGCAGGCAGAGCUUAGGAAACAACAAAAUAACGAGAUGUUGCGUCGCCAAUUCGGUGAGAAGGCAAACGCUGUCGGUCCAUGGAUUGAACGUCAAUUGGAUGCUGUAACUGCUAUUGGAAUGGGUCUUCACGGUACUCUGGAAGAUCAAUUGCAUCGUUUGAAGGAAUACGAACAAGGUGUAUACGCGUACAAACCGCAUAUCGAAGAACUCGAGAAAAUCCAUCAAGCAGUCCAAGAAAGUAUGAUUUUCGAGAACAGGUACACUCAGUACACUAUGGAAACUCUACGUGUCGGUUGGGAGCAGCUCUUGACUUCGAUUAAUCGCAACAUCAACGAAGUUGAAAACCAAAUCUUAACUCGCGAUUCUAAGGGCAUCACGCAAGAGCAAUUGAAUGAAUUUAGAUCGUCCUUUAACCACUUCGACAAGAACAGAACCGGCAGAUUAGCUCCUGACGAAUUCAAAUCUUGCCUAGUGUCUCUGGGCUAUUCGAUCGGCAAAGAUAGACAAGGUGACAUCGAUUUCCAAAGAAUUUUGGCCGUCGUCGACCCCAACAACAGUGGCUUCGUGCACUUUGACGCUUUCCUCGAUUUCAUGACCAGGGAGAGCACCGACACAGAUACAGCUGAACAGGUCAUCGACAGCUUCCGCAUUCUCGCAGCCGAUAAGCCAUACAUUCUACCUGAUGAAUUGAGAAGGGAAUUGCCGCCAGAUCAAGCCGAAUACUGCAUCCAGCGUAUGCCACCAUACAAAGCAGCUGGAGCCGUUCCCGGUGCUUUGGAUUACAUGUCCUUUUCUACGGCGCUGUACGGAGAGUCUGACCUUUAAAUAUUACAAUUGCGACACACAUUUUAAUUGCCAUAAUGUCGAGAAAUGAAACUGUCUCGCAUGAUUGCCCUUAAAAUCUUAUCCUAUAUUUUUUAUUUAAGCAAAUACAUGUAAAUCGGGGAAAUGAACCGAAAGAAACAUAAAAAGAGGAACGACAAAAAAAAA
Messenger RNA from Nicrophorus vespilloides, 3074 nucleotides. RefSeq names its product alpha-actinin, sarcomeric. The record is from RefSeq and is a predicted model, not a curated record. Gene Ontology annotation, molecular function: actin filament binding; calcium ion binding. Lineage: Eukaryota; Metazoa; Arthropoda; Insecta; Coleoptera; Silphidae. Gene Ontology annotation, cellular component: plasma membrane; cortical actin cytoskeleton; cell junction. The transcript has 13 exons. Gene Ontology annotation, biological process: actin cytoskeleton organization; muscle cell development. The coding region runs from base 216 to 2909 and encodes 897 amino acids.